CGUUUAUCAACAGCGCCGCCAGAAUGCCCUCUCUAGCCUACGACUGACGUCAACUAUUUGGUCCGUGGACAUAAUAUUUGGACUUUACCAAUACAUAAUCACAUACUACAUCAUAGCAAUUCUAACAACCUGAAUUUAGGCGCAACAUGCCAUCUCUACAGGACUGUUUGGAAUCCGGACUGGACUUCGUUGAAUUCCUGGGAAAGAGAACAUCGAAAACGAAUAAGAAGGAACUUCGUGACAUUUAUAACUUGGAAUUUAAAAACAGAGAUGGCUAUAUAUACCCUAACUUCUCCACCGUUAUCUAUGCCCUUCAAAAAUUCAACAAAGCCUACAUCAAGAAGGGGAAAUUACACAUAAACGUCGAAUCUCAGGUUCGGGUUUACUAUGGGGACCAGUGGAGGAGGCCACGGGGAGGCCAGAAGGGGAGCCCAGGGACAGCCACACCCCAUGUGGCUGGAGGGGCAAGGAGCUCCACCCCAUCCCCUGGCUCCUACCCCGCCCACCACCCAGACACCUUGCUGCUGACUCCCAAGAAGCGGCUGGCUAAAGAGGUCCUCAACACACUAAAGAUGAACAGGAAGGAGCUGACCUCUGACAAGGGGGGGAUAGUGAUGACCUCAGAUCCCGCGGUGACCGAAGGCAAGAUCCACGUCAGCGUGGGCCGCCUGGGGCAGCUGUUUGCGGUGAAGUUCCACAUCCUGAACGAGGGGAAGGGCAGUGUCCAAUUCACCCUCUAUACCGCCUUGCAUCGCAUGAGCUGUUUCACCCUGCUGGACGAGAGGAGGGUGACCCGGACCAGCCCUCUGCUCCUCAGCCCUGGAGAGAGCUACAAGGUGGAGGUGCAGUACCGCCUGCAUCAUUACGGACACUUCCCUGCCACCAUGUACUUUGAGUUCUUCCCCGACCGGCCCGGGUCCAAACCCUUCUGCAUCCUCAGGGAGAUGGAGGCCUGGGCCCGGGGCGCGCUGGGGGUGGAGCUGGGGCCCGUGGAGCCCUACCGGCCCUACCAGGUAGCCAUCCGCAGGCCAGUCAACACGGUGAUCGUGGAGGGGGAACGCCCUGAGAGUUCUGUGGUCCAUCGUCUCAGACCGACCGUGAAACUUGGAGACUAUAUUUAUCCUCUUUACCUGAAGGACUUGUCCCGGCAGAAUAUGGAGGAUUCAGAGUACUUGUCAAAUGCAGCCAGACAGAAACUGCCAUCUGUCAGAGCCCUCCUCUUCUGUCCCCUGAGGAUGAAGAACUACUCCCAGCGCUUCCACCUGCUGCUGCACCUAGAGGAGAUCCAGAUGGAGGUGGACAUCAGGAGGUAUGACCUGCGUGGUCAGACCAUGACUCAGGAUCACACAAACAAGAAGCUGCUGAUCCUCCGGGUGCCUGGUGUGGCUGAGAAUAGGCCGUCUGUCCUCCGAGGAGACUGCCUGAAGGUGUCUCGGGCGGAGGAAAAGGUCCAGCCAAUCACCGUCUACACAGGCUACGUCUACAGAGUACAGCUGGACAGAGUUAAAAUGGGAUUUUCUAAGAGACUUCUGCAGUUUUUCCUCAGUAACAUGAAGUUCGACGUGGAGUUCACCCUCAACCGCUAUCCCCUGAAGCUCCAGCACCGGGCCGUGGACCUGGCGACCCUACACCGACUGGAUGACCUGCUCUUCCCCAGGGCCUCGGCCAGCACAGAGACCCCCCUGCCCAAACUCAGGAUGUUUAACCGCCAGCUGGAGGACAACCCCGAGCAGUAUGCUGUGAUCCAGCGCAUCGUGGCCGGAGCCUCCAAGCCUGCCCCCUACCUUGUCUUCGGACCACCAGGCACCGGCAAGACCAUCACCCUGGUGGAAGCCAUGACCCAGGUGGACCGGGCCGACCCCAAGGCCCACAUCCUGGCCUGCGCUCCGUCCAACAGCGCCGCAGACCUGCUGUGCGAACGCCUGCUGGGGCACCUGGACCCUCACCGGGUCCACCGGCUGUACGCCAGCAGCCGUGCCCCCGGUACCGUACCCAAACACCUGCUGAGGCACUGCAACUGGGACGCCACCCAGGACUGCUUUGUGCUCCCGGCCAAGAAGGUCCUGAUGCAGUACAAGGUCCUAGUGACCACCCUGGUGACAGCUGGAAGGCUGGUGUCUGGAGGGGUUCCUGCUGGUCACUUCUCCCACGUGUUCGUGGACGAGGCAGGCCAGGCCGUGGAGCCCGAGUGUGUCAUCGCAGUCGCAGGUCUGCUCCGGGCAAGGGGGGGUCAGCUGGUUCUGGCUGGUGACCCUCAGCAGUUGGGCCCUAUCCUCCGCUCGCCCCUCGCUCUCCAGCACGGACUGGGCUUGUCUCUACUAGAGAGGCUAAUGAAGCACAACUCUUUGUACCAGAAGACUGGAGAGCUGGGACACUACAACAGCCGCUUCGUCACCAAGCUACUCCGUAACUACAGGUCCCACCCUGCCAUUUUGAAAAUACCCAAUCAGCUCUUCUAUGACAACGAACUACAGGUGUUUGCAGACCAAUGGGAGCGCGACACGUAUCGCAACUGGGAAUACCUGCCUAAGAAGGGCUUCCCAGUAAUUUUCCACGGCGUGAUGGGGAAGGACGAGAGAGAAGCCAACAGCCCUUCCUUCUUCAACGUUUCGGAGAUUGAGGUGCUAGUGGACUACCUCACCAAGCUCAUGCAGACUCAGGGCAAGAAGGGCCUGCCCAAACUGUCACCCAGAGACAUCGGCAUCAUCGCCCCCUACAGGAAGCAGGUAGAGAAAAUUCAGAAGGCUCUGAAGUCAGUGAAGGAACUGAACCAGUGGAACGACAUCCAGGAGCUGAAGGUGGGCUCUGUGGAGGAGUUCCAGGGCCAGGAGAGGAAGAUCGUCAUGGUUACCACAGUCCGCAGUAGCAUCAACUACGUCAAGAUGGACCAAGAUUUCAACAUCGGCUUCCUUGCUAACGAGAAGAGGUUUAAUGUGGCUAUGACCCGUGCCAAGGCCCUGCUGAUUGUGGUGGGAAACCCCGUUAUCCUCAACAAGGACCCUACCUGGGAGAGGUUUAUCAGGUACUGUGUGGAUAACGAGGGGUACACAGGGUUCAACCACGCGGACGCUGAGGGGGAGGACGAUGUGGUCUCACGCCUGGCGUCCCUGAAGAUCCACGUGCAGUCUGAGAGUGAGCAGCCAGCCUGUGAUGGUUAGCAUCCAGCCUGCUAACACUGUGAGUCAGAUGAGAGCCGCUUGCAGCAGUUCAUCAAUCCAGAAUGGAGGGAUGAACACUAGCCUCCUGGUGACAUCACAAAGUGACACCAGAGUGAGAGCAUCAUUGUGUUUGCUGUGGGCAACAGAGGUCACUUUUCCACCUGCUUGCUUCGCAACAGAAGACUGUUGAUGAACUCUGACCCCAGCAAGCAGUUAACUAAACUGCCACCAGCGAUGGAACUAUCUGAAAUAUGUCAGAAGCCUUUUUAAUGAGAUGUUCUCCAACAGGCCACACCACAAUAUCCUGUUACUCGAAUAGAUAAUCUAUUUUCUAUCAAAUAAGUUUUGAUGUAGUUUUGGGGUUUAUGAGAUUUUUUGCCAGUUUUUUUUUUUUUUAAGAUUGAGACCAUAUAAUGCAGCAACAUGUAUGUGAACAUCUGACAUGUAGGACUUUUACGCACAGAUUUCUCAGGAAUACGACUAUCUUUGCCUUAUCUUUCAUAAUAAAGAAUAUUUACUCCUUAUUCCAGUACAUGCACUGAAUAUGUUUGUCCAACAACCUCCUUUGGGCUGAAGCAAUGACUCCUACUUCUGGGUCAGCACACUCUGACAGCAUCGUGCUGGGUGUGCACUAUGACACCAUCAUGUUUUUCAGACUCAUAUAAAUCGAUCUUGUGGAAAGGUAAGUUGUUGAUGUUGAUGAACAGGAAAAUAAGCAAUAAACAUUUGGAUGUGAACAUGUGUUGGAAUCACUGGAUGUUUGUAGCUCAGUGGUAGAGUAUUUCACAGCAGACCAAGAAAUCACAGGUUCAAAUCCCCCCUCCCCUUUUAGGUAUGCUAAAUUAAUACAUUGUUAUAAUAUUUGUAAAGGCCUACAUAUGAUAAAGAAAUGAUGACAUAUUGAUUUGUUAUCAUGUUUUUUAUUCCAAUUCAUCAGUCAUUUAUUUGCUGGAGUUGUACUCAGUUCUAAGUACGCGGCAACACAAUGUAACAGCGAAACUCUGUCUAAUGAAGGCAUAAAAGUGAAGCAUCCUCUUAGCUGUGCCUUUAAUAAAAAAAAAACUGUUAAAGAUGCAUUCAUGAAUCAUGAAGAUAUAUAUCAAAAAAAUAUAUUAAUACAUUAGCAAUUCAAUAGUAUUGCUGGUGAAAUGACAAGGUCCAGUAGCUUUGACUUACUGAUUCAUACUACAUACAGCAGUUUGUACGCUUUGAAGAAACCAAUGUAUACCUAUAAGAAACCAAAAGGUAGGCAUUUCUACAAUAGUUGAAUAUAUGAUUAUAAUACGGCACUUGCACAUACAUCUUAGAUUUUAUUCUAUUUUAGCUAACAUAAGCUUCACACUAGGUAAACACGCUAUACAUCUGAAAUUACAGCAUAUACUGUAUUGCACACUGUUUAUACAAGCAUCCACACAAAUAGGACCAACGAUUAGAAUAUUAAGUUACAUAACACUGACAAUGACAGUACAAAUGAAAUGUAAAAAAAAAAAAAAAAAAGGACGG
Molecule: messenger RNA, 4661 nt
Organism: Hypomesus transpacificus
Lineage: Eukaryota; Metazoa; Chordata; Actinopteri; Osmeriformes; Osmeridae
Gene: mov10a
Product: Mov10 RISC complex RNA helicase a
Exons: 22
Coding region: 147-3158 (1003 amino acids)
Molecular function (GO): RNA binding; 5'-3' RNA helicase activity
Source: RefSeq, a predicted model, not a curated record